AUCACAGUAGCCCGGCCUUGACUGAAAAUAUUGAAAUAGCUUACGGGCACGCACCCGAAACCAACUGAGGGGUCGAAAGCUGGGGGGGCCAUGGAGCUGUGGAGAAUGGACGAACUGUGCCUGGUGAAAAUAUUGAAAUGCCUCGCCCUGCCGGACCAGCUGGCCAUGCUCCAGACCUUCCAGCGGUGUCGCCCGCUCCUGGGGCGCAUCUGGCGCUCGCAACUGACCGAGAUUGAGCUCAAUCUGCUGGAGGUGCCGCUGCACAAGGACGACUUUGACUUCCUCCUGACCAACGGCCGUGCGCAGCUGAACGAGCUGAGGCUCAACUACCUGGGCAGGGACCACUUUGAAGUGCUCGUCGGGCACAGGUUUCCCCAGCUGCGGCUCCUCGAGGUCGAUCUCCUGCCGCCGUUCUUCCUGUGCCCGCGAUUAUUGCAUCAGCUGGGACAGACUAUGCCGUUGGCGUUGGGUAGUAAUACAUUUUAGGGGGUGUGCGGGUGGGUGUUCAAUUGUAAAUAAAGUGGUCUGCAAUCCUUAAAAUCAGG
This is a messenger RNA of Drosophila miranda, 545 nucleotides long. RefSeq lists its product as uncharacterized. The coding region runs from base 91 to 486 and encodes 131 amino acids. The record is from RefSeq and is a predicted model, not a curated record. The transcript has a single exon. Lineage: Eukaryota; Metazoa; Arthropoda; Insecta; Diptera; Drosophilidae.